AAAUCGGUCUAAGCAAUUCACCUUUUUUAUUUUGUUCUUAAAAGCGUUUCGUUCGAGUUCUUCAAAGGUUUUGAAUCCGACAAUCUCCAGGGACCAUCCGCAAUCAGGCAUCCCCAACAUCCGACGAUGUCCGACUCGGAUACUACCGAUUCCGACUGCGGUGUGCGAUACAAAACAACCACCACAAGGCACAAACAUUCUUCGGCACCAUCAACCAGCAAACCGGAUCGAGCUUCAUACCGCGAAAGCCAAAGUACUUCGCGCCAUUCCGAUCGAAGAAGAUACCGGAGGAGUCGUAGCAAAAGUCCUGACCGGAGAAGAUAUCGACGGAGAUCCCGUUCAGCUGAAUCAUCUGCUCAUUCCCGGACGCAUAAUCGUUCCUCACGAUCGUCGCGAAACGUUUCACCCGAACGAACAGCAACAACACCGAGUGAAAAGUUGUUGGAUAUAUCCGUCUCUUCCGUUUCCUCUCAAGAUGAUCAUCUGGAGCAACAUCAGCGUGAGGAAAAACAAUCAAACGAAUGUUUCGGACCUUCGCUUCCUCCGGCUGUAGCAGCGUCAAAAGAACCAUCUGACGAGCGUGACGGGGAUGAGUGUUGUGAAGUCAUCGGUCCAGCACUUCCUCCACAUUUGCUUGACCGAAAACCUGAGCCUUUACCAGAACCUCGCAGCAUUGGACCUUCACUACCACCCGGUUUCAACCCCGCGCACGCGGCCAACGACCAUGCGACUUCCGACUCUGAACUUUCUCCAUUCUCUGAACCGGACGACGAAGAUCCGGAUGACGGCGACAUCAUCGGCCCGCUGCCGGGAUCAUCCGGAUCGCGCGCAAAUGUCGAGCUUGAGCAACGCGCGCUAGAAAUGAAAAUACGCCAGAUGGAAGAAGCUACUGCCUUGGCCAACGGUACUUCCCUAAGCAACGUGCCGAAGGCACGUGAAGACUGGAUGCUCGAGCUGCCCGACAUACGAAAGAUUCCCGAUAUGGGACUCGGCGCACGGCAGUUUCGGACGCGUGAGAAACCCGAAAUCGGUGACCGCUCCGUGUGGACCGAUACGCCGGCAGAUCGUGAGCGCAAAAAGAGUACCGGUGUGGUGCGAUCGUCGAAAGGUAGCGAUCCCGCCGAGGAUCGCGAACGCGAACGAGAACGGAAGCUCAUCGAGAAGCGCGAUAAGGAACAGGAGAAAAUGGCAAAACAGCAUAAGAAGAAACAAAAACGUGACAAAACACUGCUGGAGAUUCAUCAGGACAAACUGAAAAAGGAAAAGAAGGAUUCGACCGACGGUACUAGGAGGCCAUUCAGUCGGGAUUUGGAUCUACAAGCCAACAGGUUCGACGAGGCGCAAAAGAAGGCUGUAAUGAAGAAGGCACAACUUUUGGAUACCCGAUUUUCCAGUGGCAGCUCAAAAUAUUUGUAGAAAUUGAGAUUAUCGACUGAAUGUCUGAACGAGACUUGUCAAGACAAAAAAAAAAUUAACAACAGUCAGGGAUAAGCGGGAUUGUUGUUCCUUUUUUUAAAUAGAAUUAGCAACGAUCCCUUGGUUGGAGAUAUGAAACCGUAGUUCUCAUGGAAGUGCAAAUGUAUUGUAUAAAAACCAACAAAGGAUGUUAUUGAAUCUUAAGCGUACCGUUAGUUUGUAGACAUCGAUUAUGUUCUUUCGUAAUGCAUUUUGAUCAUGCCAUUUCAUUUGCAACAUCAAUAAAAAGAGUAUGAAGGACUGUAA
Molecule: messenger RNA, 1722 nt
Organism: Anopheles coustani
Lineage: Eukaryota; Metazoa; Arthropoda; Insecta; Diptera; Culicidae
Product: GPALPP motifs-containing protein 1
Exons: 3
Coding region: 127-1416 (429 amino acids)
Source: RefSeq, a predicted model, not a curated record